AUGGGACGUGAAAUGGACAGCGACCAGGACACAGAGAAUGAGGACAAGAAUGAAUCAAAGGACAAGGUAGAGGACGAGGAUAAAAGUGAGGAUGAGGACAACAAGAACAGUCUUGAUAUCCUUACGAAUAAAGAGGACAAAGAUAAAGCAGAGGACAAUGAUCUUGAAAAAGAUGAGCACAUCGAUAAAAGUGAUCUUAUCGCCACAACACACAAACCUGUUCUCAAAAAAGACUUCAGGGUUGAUGUAAGAGGAAUGAAAGAUAUGACUGAACUACUACAUAAUGCAUCUGUAGAACUAAACCUACAGGUUCCUUGUACAGCUCAGAUAGUUGACGUACUGCUAGAAUCUAUGCUGAGUAAAAACAAACAAACUAUUACUAAACAAGAAAUAAAGUCUCUAGUGUUUGCUGAUGAGGAUUGCACAUCAUUGGCUCAGGUUUUACAGGGUAGGACAGUAGAGGAAGGGAGUGGAAGUAGUGUGGAUCAAAGUUGGAUUUGUUCCUAUUUAGAUAUUCCUACUCUAGCAAAUAGGCUGGUUGGUGUAGCUGAAUUAUCUCAAGGAACUAAUCUAGGAGAAUCUGCUCAGGAAAUAAGAUUCUUUAUCCUAGUACUCUGUCCAGGAAAUGUUAAAGGAACUAAAAAUUCUCUGGAAACGGCUCGAACCUUCUCAACACUUUUCUCCAGUAUUCAGCUCAGGCAUACCUUGCUGCAGUCCAAUAACGAAAUGGAGUUUAAGAAAAGUAUUGAGAAAGCAGCUACAGAGUUAUAUUUGGAUGAGUCAGCUCCCCUCUUGCCGAAGAAAUCCACGAAGGAUGAUUCCUUCCGGUUUUUAGACGUUGGACGCGGCAUUCGGAACGAUCUGACAAAUCGUCUUCCAUUCUACUGGUCUGAUUUUAAAGAUGGAGUCAUAGGUCCUAAAUCAAUUGCUAAAACAAUUUCAACAUCUUUCUUUCUAUACUUCAGUAUCAUUCUUCCAGCUAUUGCAUUUGGUAAUCUUCAGGAUGACAAUACAAGCGGUAGAAUAAAUGUGGAGAAGAUUCUGAUCGGUCAAGUUUUUGGAGGUCUGGCUUUCAGCUUCUUUGCCGGUCAACCUUUAGUUGUUGUAAUGACUACUGCUCCACUUGUUCUGUUUACCAAGAUUAUCCUUCUUAUUGCGGAGGAUUUUGAUAUCAGUUUCCUACCAUUUUAUGGCAUGGUUGGUUUAUGGAAUUCUUUCUUCCUCUUCCUUUACGCUUUCUUUAACCUUUCAAAACUUAUGAAAUUCUCAUCCAGGUUAAUAAUAUUUAUUGGCAGAGUUAUUAUCAUCACAGAUUUUAGACUUCAGUAUAGGGGUCAGAAAAUCAAUGCUUGUCUUUAUUUAGUAAAGGGGAAGAUUUUCAGAUUGUUAAAUCUAUUUCAUGCCAGUAAUGCUGCCUGUCAAGCUGACCUGAACAAAACUCUACCUGAAGCAUUUAACCUGACCAGCCCGCUCAUAUCAGCACUCUCAAGAAAAGAGAGAUCUGCGCAUAUUGAAGAAGAAUAUGAAUGUGAGAGGGAGGUGAGCCUUCUCUACCUUAUACUAAUGGUUGGAACUGUGUGGCUCGGACUAACUCUUUUCAACUUUGUUAAAACUCCAUAUCUUUCACCCAGGAAGCGUGAGCUGUUGUCAGAUUAUGCACUUCCGGUUGCAGUUGUUGUCUUCAGCAUCAUUGGAUCCGCAAUGUUUAGGGAUGUAAAACUGACCCCUUUCCGCUAUGAAGCCGGUCAAUUCAACUUCCAGGUCGUACUUUUCAGUGCUGCCAUGGUUAAUAGUCCAGAGAAUAGAUUAAAGAAGGGUAAUGCUUAUCAUUGGGACUUAGUUGUAAUAUCCGCCAUCAACGCCAUUUUGUCGAUAUUCGGACUUCCGUUCAUGCACGCGGUUCUACCACACUCCCCGCUCCAUGUUAGAUGUUUGGCAGAUGUGGAGACUAGAGUAGAAGGAGGAUAUGCAAGGGAUGUAGUAACGUAUGUUCGUGAGACAAGACUAACUAAUAUUCUCUCAAAUAUUGCUAUAGGGCUAAGUCUUCUUUUUCUACCGUAUGUUCUCAAGUUUGUGCCAAAGGCUGUACUUGAUGGUCUUUUUCUGUACAUGGCUAUAACAGCACUGUACAGCAAUCAGAUGUUCGAACGAGUAUCUCUACUGUUUACAGAGCAAGCAGCCUACCCGCCAAACCACUACGUGAAAUCUGUUCCUCAAAAGAACAUGCAUAUCUUUACAUGCUGUCAGUUGGUUCAGCUGUUGGUCCUGUGCGUGUUCGGAUUCAUCCCCUGGCCCUACGCCAAGAUGAUCUUCCCUGUAGUUCUAUUCUUCUUCCUACCAAUCAGGCAUAAGCUGAUGCCAUACAUUCUGGAGAAAAAGUAUCUAGAGGCCAUAGAUCCAACACAACACUGACUCAAUCAAUCAAUCAAUCAACCAAUCAAUCGAUUAAUUAAAUCAUUUAACAGUUAUAUUUUAUUCUAUUCAAAGUCACUUUUGUAUGCUACAAAUUUUAUACUCAAUAGAUAAGACUGCGGAGUGCUGAAACUAAUUUAAAAAAUGAAUUCAGCUUUUUUCUUGCAUUAAUGGCUCCUUGAAUAUGUAAACUUCAUUUAAAGCAGAAGAAAUCUUGAUUUUCAGACAGAUUUGAGGUAACUUCUUGUCUUAAACUCUUAUUUUUUUAACAUAUCAACUCUGAAUACAGAUAAAAUAUUUAAAGUUACAUAUAUGAAAGAUUUACACCAUCAGGUUGCAAAGAUUCAGUGAUAGAAAAGUAGAGUUUGAUGCAAGUAUUCAGCUACUUUGAUUUAUUUAAGCAUUCAAAUUUAAAAUUUUUAACAUGUCUCCAUUGAGUUCAAGAUUAAAUAAUAUGCAUAUGAAGAAUCUUAAGAUUGUUACUUUUGGUUUUUUUACAUUGACUUGAAAUAUUACGACUAUAACCAUGUUUAACUAUGACCUCGUUAUUGUAUUUCUAUGGAUUGUAUCAAUUCUUAUGUGUGUAUCAUGAAUUACGUUUUUAUGUAAAUUUUUGUAAAAUGUAGAAUGUAGACAAUUAGAGGUAUUAAUAAAGCAAAGAUUAAAAUCUAUAAUUUUCAAAUCUUUUCGUCGAUUUCAGAUUUUUAACUGCAGC
Molecule: messenger RNA, 3127 nt
Organism: Eurytemora carolleeae
Lineage: Eukaryota; Metazoa; Arthropoda; Copepoda; Calanoida; Temoridae
Product: sodium bicarbonate transporter-like protein 11
Exons: 25
Coding region: 1-2412 (803 amino acids)
Biological process (GO): monoatomic anion transport; transmembrane transport; monoatomic ion homeostasis
Cellular component (GO): plasma membrane; basolateral plasma membrane
Molecular function (GO): solute:inorganic anion antiporter activity
Source: RefSeq, a predicted model, not a curated record